ACAAUUACGGGAAACUCUAAGCAUUUUUUUUCUAUAACUGUGUUUAGGAACACAGUUGUGUUUGUUGAACAUUACAGAGCACCGAGCCAAUGGUCGUAGAAUGCCGAGUUUCGCGCUUAAACUCACCCGCUUUUCACUUGUGGUGCGGGAGGUGGUUCUGUCGGGCCCCUGGAUCGAACGACAUCUUUGCCAAUCAGCCUCUCGCCCUCCGGAACAAAAGAAAACGUCCGAAGAAAUAAAAUCCGGAAACAAAUACUGCUUUGCCAUCGAUCGUGGAGGCACCUUUACGGAUGUAAUGUGCAUUUGUCCAGGCGGCAAGGUUCGCACCAUGAAACUGCUCUCCGAGGAUCCUGAACGCUACAGCGAUGCCCCUCGCGAGGGCAUUCGCCGAAUUCUCAAGGAGGAGACCGGCACGGAUCUGGCACCCAGUGGCUUGGUGGACACCUCGAAGAUUGGUUGGGUGCGCAUGGGCACAACAGUGGCCACUAAUGCCCUGCUAGAACGAAAGGGAGAUCCGGUGGUUUUGGUCGUCAACAGUGGCUUCCGAGACCUCCUCUAUAUUGGCAACCAAGCACGUCCCAAAAUCUUUGAUCUGAAUAUCCGUAAGCCGGCGAAUCUUUAUCAAGCCGUGGUGGAAGUGGAUUGCCGUAUAGUUCCAGAGCAGAAGGGACGCUGUCAGCUGGAUCAAAAAUGGAAGGUCCUGGAGGGAGUGGCCGGCUCCAAGUAUCUAGAGAUGCUUCCAGUAGAUGAAACGGCAGUGCGUGCUUCCCUUACAGUUGCCCGGGAACAGGGCAUUUCUUCCGUGGCCGUGGUUUUGGCCCACAGCUAUUCCUGUCCGGAGCACGAGCUCCGGGUGGGCGCCAUUGCCCGGGAUCUGGGUUUCAGCCAUGUGACACUCUCCCACCAAGCCAUGCCCAUGGUCCGAGUGGUGGCCCGCGGAUACACCGGGUGUGCAGAAGCCUACCUGACGCCCCACGUGGACAGGUAUCUGGCCAGUUUCAAAUCGGGUUUCGAUAAGCAUCUCGAGGGAGUGGAUGUUCUCUUCAUGCAAUCGGACGGAGGCCUCACCAACAUGGAGAAUUUCAGGGGAGCCCGUGCCAUUCUAUCGGGACCCGCUGGUGGGGUAGUGGGCUAUGCUCUUACAGGAGCUCGGGAAACGGAGCUACCCCUCAUCGGAUUCGAUAUGGGUGGAACCUCCACGGACGUGUCCCGCUAUGCAGGAAGCUAUGAGCAUGUCAUAGAGAGCACCACUGCUGGAGUGACCAUUCAGGCUCCACAGCUGGACAUCAAUACCGUAGCAGCUGGUGGCGGAUCGCGCCUAUUUUUCCGUUCUGGAGUUUUUGUGGUCGGUCCGGAGUCGGCCGGCUCUCAUCCUGGACCCGCCUGCUAUAAGAAGGGUGGUCCCCUGACUGUCACAGACGCCAACCUUAUACUGGGUCGUAUUCUGCCUCAGUAUUUCCCCAAGAUCUUUGGACCGAAGGAGAACGAGCCCCUGGAUCAUGAGAUCGCCAAGAGCAAAUUCGCCGAGAUGCAGAAGGAGAUUAAUGACAACUUAAAGGCCUCUGGAGAUGGGCGAGCUUUGACCAUUGAGCAAGUGGCGCUGGGCUUCGUCCGAGUAGCCAACGAAGCCAUGUGCCGUCCUAUUAGGUCCCUAACCCAGGCCAGAGGUUUGGACACGGCCAACCACGUCCUUUCCUGCUUUGGAGGAGCCGGUGGGCAGCACGCUUGCGCCAUUGCCCGUAAUUUGGGAAUCGCAAAGGUUGUCGUUCAUAAGUACGCUGGCAUUCUCUCAGCCUAUGGAAUGGCUCUGGCCGAUGUGGUUCAGGAAUUGCAGGAACCAAGUGGUCUGGAGUUCAGUGAUUCCAAUGCUCAGCAGCUAAAGGAGCGUCUGGAUGCUCUCUCCCAGCAAUGUCAUGCCAAAUUGGCCGACCAGGGCUUCCGUCAAAUUGAACUGGAGCCUUUUCUUCAUCUUCGUUAUGAGGGUACGGAUGGAGCGCUGAUGUGUUCCCCUCCAGUUGGAAAACAACCGGACUCCGCCUCCGCCACGUCUCCUCUAUUGGCUGCCUAUGGAGACUUCCAUGCUACUUUCCUAGUGCGAUACCAAACCGAGUUUGGAUUUGUUUUGCAAAAUAGAAGGAUCAUUGUGGAUGACAUUCGUAUACGCGGAUUGGGCAAAAACGAAACGCCCCCGGAGGCUCAAGUUCAAAGCGCCAAGGAUGGCUCACCACCAACCCCAGAAGGAACCACUCGCAUGCACUUCGACGAGGGUAGUUUCGAUGCCCCCAUAUAUCUGACCAAGAAUCUGCUAGCUGGACACAAGAUCGCCGGACCAGCAGUGUUGAUUGAUCAACUGUCGACCAUAGUUGUAGAGCCAGAAUGCGGUGUCCAGGUAACUCCAUUCGGAGAUCUCAUCAUGGACGUUAAAACUGGAGGAAAGCAUGGCAUCACUGCGGUGCUUGAUCCCAUGCACUUGAGCAUCUUCAGCCAUCGUUUCAUGAGCAUUGCCGAACAGAUGGGACAUGGCUUGCGAAGGACUUCCAUUUCAACUAAUAUUAAGGAGCGCCUGGACUUCUCCUGCGCUCUCUUCGGCCCGGAUGGUGGCCUGGUGAGCAACGCUCCGCACAUUCCUGUCCAUCUGGGAGCCAUGCAGGAAACCGUUCAGUAUCAGCUGAAAGUACGGGGAGAUACCUUGAAGCAUGGAGAUGUUAUUCUGGCUAAUCAUCCUGCGGCUGGUGGUUCCCAUCUUCCAGACUUGACCGUCAUGACUCCUGUCUUUCAUGAAAAACAACCACGUCCUGUCUUCUUUGUGGCCUCUCGUGGUCAUCAUGCAGAUAUUGGUGGCAUUACUCCUGGCUCCAUGCCACCCCACUCUACAUCCCUGGCUCAAGAGGGAGCCGCAUUCAAGUCCUUCCUUUUGGUGGAGAAUAGCCUGUUUCAGGAGCAAAAAAUCAUAGAGCGCCUGACCACACCCACAGACGCCAAGGGAGCCGUCGGCACCAGGAAUUUGAGCGACAAUCUUUCCGAUCUGAAGGCCCAGAUCGCGGCCAAUCAUAAGGGAAUCCAACUGGUGUCAGAACUGAUCGACAGCUAUGGAUUGGAUGUGGUUCAGGCUUACAUGUCCCACAUCCAGAAGAAUGCCGAACUGGCGGUGCGGGAUAUGUUGCGUCAGAUUGGUCGGGGCACUCAGCAACGCACGGGAUCGACUGUCCUGCAAGCCCAGGAGUUCAUGGAUGACGGAUCACCUAUUACUCUGACGGUUACCAUUGAUACGGAGCAGGGAUCGGCAAUUUGCGACUUUACAGGAUCCGGAGUGGAAGUUUGGGGAAAUUGCAACACACCAAGGGGAAUCACUCUUUCGGCUCUGAUAUACUGCCUGCGAUGCAUGGUGGGACACGAUAUUCCCCUCAAUCAGGGAUGCUUGGCGCCUAUAAAGGUUAUCAUUCCCAAGAACUCUAUUCUGGACCCUUCCGAGGGUGCUGCCGUUGUGGGUGGCAAUGUCCAGACCUCCCAGCGUAUUGUGGACACUGUUCUGAAAGCUUUUGGAGUGUGCGCCGCCUCCCAAGGAUGCAUGAACAACAUUACCAUUGGAGAUGACACCUGGGGCUACUAUGAAACUGUGGCUGGAGGUGCAGGUGCUGGGCCCAGCUGGCACGGAGCUAGUGGAGUGCAUACCCAUAUGACAAACACUCGCAUCACCGAUCCUGAAAUUUUUGAGCUUCGCUAUCCCAUGGUCCUGAAACGAUUCUGUCUGCGCACCGACGAAUCCGGAGGCAGGGGGCAGUUUAACGGCGGCGAGGGCGUGGAGCGUGAUAUACUUUUUCGGAAGCCAGUGACUCUUUCCGUCCUAACGGAACGGCGAACACUCCAGCCUUAUGGCUUAGCCGGAGGACUGCCAGGGAAGAGUGGACGCAACCUGAUUGUGAAACGGGACGGCCGGGUUAUUGCCUUGGGUGCAAAAACUUGUAUUGAUGUCGAUGGUGGUGACACUUUUGCCAUGAAAACUCCGGGUGGCGGUGGAUUUGGAGUGAGCAGCAAGUCGGCAUAGGACCAAGAGAUGUAUUUGAGCUCGGAGCUGUGUUCAACUUUUAGUUUUUAUACCUAAACAUAUAUUAUAUAUUUUUUCCAUACAA
Drosophila ananassae is the source of this 4130-nucleotide messenger RNA. Its product is annotated as 5-oxoprolinase. Gene Ontology annotation, cellular component: cytosol. NCBI's taxonomy places the organism in Eukaryota, Metazoa, Arthropoda, Insecta, Diptera, Drosophilidae. Gene Ontology annotation, biological process: glutathione metabolic process. The record is from RefSeq and is a predicted model, not a curated record. Bases 101 to 4045 code for a protein of 1314 amino acids. Gene Ontology annotation, molecular function: 5-oxoprolinase (ATP-hydrolyzing) activity. The transcript has 6 exons.